Molecule: messenger RNA, 4156 nt
Organism: Osmerus eperlanus (European smelt)
Lineage: Eukaryota; Metazoa; Chordata; Actinopteri; Osmeriformes; Osmeridae
Exons: 13
Biological process (GO): positive regulation of transcription elongation by RNA polymerase II; snRNA transcription by RNA polymerase II
Cellular component (GO): membrane; transcription elongation factor complex
Molecular function (GO): cis-regulatory region sequence-specific DNA binding
Source: RefSeq, a predicted model, not a curated record
GCGUCACCUGAGGGGAGAACUGAGUCCAUUCUGGCAGCUGCCAUCUUUGCUGUUUACCUCCUAGUCCACCUCUGCUGGUUAGCACUGGUCCUCAGAGACAAGGUAAGAGGUAUGACUAGCUGUUAACCUCCCAGUCCACCUCUGCUGGUCAGCACUGGUCUUCACUGGUCAGCACUGGUCUUCAUUAGUCAGCACUGGUCUACAGAGACAAGUGUGCUUAGAGAAGGUAGAGUAGUGUGCUUAGAGAAGGUAGAGUAGUGUGCUUAGAGAAGGUAGACUAGUGUGCUUAGAGACAGUAGACUAGUGUGCUUAGAGAAGGUAGACUAGUGUCCCUAGAGAAGGUAGAGUAGUGGGCUUAGAGAAGGUAGACAAGUGUGCUUAGAGAAAGUAGAGUAGUGUUCUUAGAGAAGGUAGACUAGUGUCCCUAGAGAAGGUAGAGUAGUGGGCUUAGAGAAGGUAGACAAGUGUGCUUAGAGAAAGUAGAGUAGUGUUCUUAGAGAAGGUAGACUAGUGUGCUUAGAGAAGGUAGACUAGUGUGCUUAGAGAAAGUAGAGUAGUGUGCUUAGAGAAGAUAGACUAGUGUGCUUAGAGAAGGUACACUAGUGUCCUUAGAAAAGGUAGACUAGUGUGCUUAGAGAAGGUACAGUAGUGUACUUAGAGAAGAUAGACUAGUAUGGUUGCAGAGGGUACAGGGGGAUGAACAGUUUGAGCAGGAUCUGGAAGAGAGGAGGGGAGGGAGACUCAUUCUCUAGAACUGACACCCCAGUGCAACAAACAAGCUCAGCGGACGACUUUUCCGAUGAUGUGGCAUCCACGGGCCAAUCAGGUAGUACUCCUCCGUAUGAACAUAAGGACGGUGCAGGCACUCAGCAGGGGGGCCUGAGGGAGAGCUGGAGGGGCCAUCUGCCUCGGUCAUGGGGAACGGUUAGGGUUACCCUAACCCGGUCAUGGGGAAGUCUCCUACAGAAGUGGAGCAGUGGAGCAGCAGAGUCUGAGCAGGGCCCUGGAGGGGUCCACAUCCUGCCUAACGGCACUAGGGUGAGCCCCCCUGUGAGCCCCCUCCCUCAACGCAGGUGCUCCUCCACCCCCACAGACCUCCACCGCCUAGAGGGGUCUGAGCUCAGUAGUUUGCACCUCGCGGAGCAGUAUGCAGAGAAGCUGGAGGUCUACAACAUGAAGUACUCCUACCUGAAGUCCUGGCCGGGCAUGCUGCGCCUGCUGGCUGGGAUGGAGCUGUUGUUUGCAGGCAUGGUAUUCGCCUGUGUCUGCGCCUACAUCCAGAAGGACAGCCAGUGGUCCAGCGCGUACGGACUUCACAGUGGAGUGCCAGGGUACCAUUACAGGGGCCCCAGGACUCCCUUCGUGCUGGCCAUGGUGGGGCUGUCCUGGGUGGCCACCCUGCUGCUCCUGGUGAUGGGCUUCACCAUGUACUACCGCUCUAUUCUGCUGGACGCCCCCUGGUGGCCACUGACGGAAGCUGCCAUCAACGUAGUCCUGUUCCUGCUCUACAUGGCUGCUGGCAUUGUGUACCUCAACGACCUGAACAGGGGAGGGCUAUGCUACAUGACGGUCGGGGUCAAUCCCCUGCUGUCCAGUCUGUGCAGGGUGGACGGGGGACAGAUGGCAGGCGCUGCGUUCAUCUUCAUCACCAUGGCAAUGUACCUGGUGAGCUUCUUGGUGUGUCUGAAGAUGUGGCGACAUGAGGCAACGAGGCAAGACAGGCAGCGCUGGGAGACAGGCAGAGAGGGCAGAGAGAGGCAGCACUUUGAGAGAGGCAGAGAAGAGGUGAAGCUAAUGGAUAUUAGUAGAGAGUGUCAUCUCCGUGGCGUGGUCUCGUCAGCCCCUUCCACCCCCAGGAGGAUUGUAUUUGAGGAUGAGAUGGGUUCUGAGAGGCAGGUCAGAACCAGCCAGCACAGAACCAGCCAGCACAGACCCAGCCAGCACAAAAACAGCCAGCAUUGGCUGGUUGGGCUCCCAACUGCACCAGACUACACUUCCAAACCCAGACCAGAUUACAUCCUGAAGUUCCCCACGGUGCAGCGCCUGGAGGAACGGGAUGAUUACCGGACCGUGUUUAACGACCAGUACCAGGAGUACCGAGAACUGCAUGCCGAGGUCAGCGCCACCCUGGACAAAUUCACACGCAUGGACGCCAUGAUGGACACCCUGCUGAGGAACGGAGACCAGGGGGAGAAGAUGAGAAUUGAUCAUAUCUUGAAGAAAUAUGAGCUAAAGAAAAAUGACCCAGCCUUCCUGGAAAAGAAGAAACGUUGUGAAUACCUGAAAGCUAAACUCAGCCACAUCAAGGACCGUAUCCGAGAAUACGACCAUAACACAGAGACUUGAAGCUGAAGAACUCGUUACAAUGACAGCCCUCCCUUCUACAGCCCCCCCCAGCACAGCCCCUCCCCAGCCCUCUACCCCCCACGCAACAGCCUCUACCCCCGCAGCAGCCUCUUCCCCUGGAGCCAACACGAGGCCUCCCCUCCAGCAGACUCCAUCUAUCAGGACGAGCGUCCUCAGUUCUUCCACGACUGGUUUUCACCGCCCGGUCUGGUGAAGACCUUCCAGGGCGUCACCAUCCUCAUGAGCUUCCUGAUCUUCGCCUGCGUGGCAUCUACCCUGGUGUGGGACAUGCAUGGCCAUGGGGCAGGGCUGGGGAGCUAUGGGCUGGGGGCCGCGGGGGCUCAGGUGGGCUACUACGGAGGCACCUACGGCUAUGCCAGCUCCUACAUGACCCCCUACUCCGCCAAGUCCGCCAUGAUCUCCAUGGCAGCCAUCAACUUCCUGAUGUCGCUCGGAUUCCUGGUGGGGAGUUUCUCUCGUUCGCGUGCUGCGCGUGGCCGCAGGUUCUACCUGGCGGUGUUGGUGUGUGACGUGGUGCUGGCUGUUCUCCAGGGCAUCAUGGACAUCGUGUUUGUGAUCGGGGUGAACCCUGCGUCUCAGAGCUCCCAGAGUGUGCUGUACAACCCCAUGCUGAGGAUGUGCCAGACCCUGAAGGUGCCCAGCCUGAGUGGCAGCGUGGGGUCCGGGCUCCCAGGGGGAUUCCCCAUGUACAACCAGUACCUAAAACAUUACUGCUUCAUGGACCCUGAGGAGGCUGUGGCGCUGGUGUUGGGUCUGCUUGUGGUCAUAGCUCUGACCAUGGCUGCCUACUACGCCUACAAGACACGCAGUAAGAUCUGGCGCCAUGGCAAAGCCAACAUCUACUGGGAGAGGCCGAUGCUCAGGGCUGCAGAGGGACAGGAUGUCCAGGACUGGGUGAACCAUGUUGGAGAGGGCCGCAGCGUCCUUCAGGCCCCCACGCUUGUCAUCUGUGAGAGAGCUGAUCCCCUGCUCAGGGUCCAGAACAGCGUGGUCGCCUAUGGCGACGGACCAGCAAGCGUCUACAGCGAGGGAACCUACAAUGGUUGUCAUGACAACACCAACGGGCCUAAGGCCAGGCCUCCGGGGGAGAGUCCCAGAACAGAGCAGGCCGACAGCCCGAAGAAGAGCCUGCGCUGCCAGACCCCUCCAGGGGAGAGUCCCAGAACAGAGCAGGCCGACAGCCCGAAGAAGAGCCUGCGCUGCCAGACCCCUCCGGGGGAGAGUCCCAGAACAGAGCAGGCCGACAGCCCGAAGAAGAGCCUGCGCUGCCAGACCCCGCCACCAGAGCUGGAGACCAAGCGUGACCAGACUGGCUACACCACAGCUGGAGAGACUGCGGAGCUGAGGAGGAGCUGGGGAGGAGGUGGGGAAGAUACCAGGGAGGAGGGCCAAGACCAGAGCCACCUCCUGUUCAGCAUGUACCCUGAGAUCAGCUGUGACAAGCAGCGCCAGCAGUGCCGGAGGGAGUUUGCAGCUACCCUGCAGGUCUACAGGAGCCUGUGUGCUGACAUGGAUGACAUCAGUGACCAGCUGCACAAACUGAGCCGCGAGCUGGACUCCCUGGAUGAGAGCUCUGUGAAGUACCAGGGAGUGGCCGAUGAGUACAACCGUCUGAAGGACCUGAAGAGAACCCCAGACUACCUGACCAAGAAGAAGCGGACUCAGGAGCUCAGACAGAAACUCUGCCACAUAAAGCGACUGGUGAAGAACUAUGACAGUGGCUUGUGCUGAAAUUGGUCUCUCUCUCCAUCCAGCCCUGAAUACCACCCUGUGUUCAGGGCCUCAACAA